Paramisgurnus dabryanus is the source of this 3533-nucleotide messenger RNA. It is a transcript of the gene ccdc57, whose product is annotated as coiled-coil domain containing 57. Gene Ontology annotation, biological process: positive regulation of mitotic cell cycle; cilium assembly; centriole replication. Lineage: Eukaryota; Metazoa; Chordata; Actinopteri; Cypriniformes; Cobitidae. The record is from RefSeq and is a predicted model, not a curated record. Gene Ontology annotation, cellular component: centriole; centriolar satellite; spindle microtubule.
CGCCUUAUGUUGCCAUGGAAACAAGCACAGUGAGGCGGAGCUGUGCUGCUGUUUAUGCUAUGCAUUAGCACACAAGCUAACCUGACCAAAAACGUUCACUGCAAACUAUUUUAAAAGUAUUUAUCAACUGCGUUCAUGUGUUUUUAUUGUGUAGUUUGUAUUUAAUUCAUUUCCGGAUAACAUUUGUCCCCAAAGCACCAAAGAACAGUCGGCAAACAGCUGAAGAUAUCGUGCCACACACGCGAGGAUGACAGCUAUUGCAGUAUCCUGUUGUUCAGCAUCUGCCCCAUAACAAUGCAAGAAGCUGUGGAUUUAGAUGCCCAGCUGGCCCGUAAAGAAAGAGAAUGGAAAGAACUGCAGGCUUUGCGGAUCCAACAACUGGAGACGGCUCUUAAGGAAGCCACAUCAGAGCUCUUGGUCCAGAAAGAGCGUUUCCUCCGUUUGCGGGAUGACUUCCAGUACAACCUACAUGUGUUGGAGGAACGGGAUAAAGAGCUGGAACGUUACGAUGCCUCAGCGGCCCGUUUUCAGACCGAGGACAGUGCCAGACGGGAAGAGGUCAGUGAGCUGAGGAUUGAGAUAGCAAAACUCCAGGAUGUUCUGGAGGAACAAAAAAGGAUGAAAGAUGACUUGGAACUGCAGUACCAGAAGAGGGGAGUCGAGCACAAACUCAAACUGGAGAAGGUGCAGAGCACGAUGGGAAGCGAGAUUGAGAAACUGAGGGAGGAGAAUGAAACAUUGAGACGGGAUCUCCAGAGACGUAUUCGAGAAUCUGAUGGGGAGCUGACACUGCAGAAACAGGAAAUGAUGUCAGAUUUUGACAAUGAAAUGAGAAAACGAGAACACGAGUUUAAUCUGAAACUGGAUGAGAUGAACAGCGUUGUUCUUUCCCACGAGCUUCAAGAAAAGCUUUUGGGCAAAGAGCUGGAGGUCCAUGCCAAAGCUCACAGUCAGGCCACUGAAGCCCUGCAGGCUUGUGAGGAACUUUACCAGCAGGCUCAAAAAGAGAUUCAGCGUAAAGAUUGGGAGCUAAGGAACACUACUGCGAUGAAAGACUCCAGGAUAAAAGAGCUAGAGGACAAACUACAACAAAUGGAGAAAAUAUAUAAAAAAGACCAGAGGGCCUACAACAGGAAGCAUGCAGAGCUGGAACGGAGGUCUCGAGAGAGUAAAGAUGCCCUGAAUCUCAUGAGAGAGACUCACGUCAGGGAUUUCCAGGAAGAAAAGGGCAGGACAUCAGAACUACAGGCUCAACUGGACAGGAUGAUCCUGGAGCACGAGAGGAGAGAAAAAAGCCAUGCUGAUGACCUUCAACACAAAGAGCAGCAGAUACAGGAGCUCAGAACACAGCUGGAAACAACCCGAUCUGGCUGGGAUGCUUACAUCACUCAGGUCUCCAAAGAAAUAGUUGCCAAGGAUACAGAGCUGCUUUCUGGAGGGGAGAGAGAGGCCAAAUUGAAAUCAGAGUUACAAAAGUGUAAGGAGGACGUCGAAAGGUAUAAGCAGCAGGUGACCAGUGGUCUGCAAAGGGAACAGGCACUGGAGCAGAAGAGGGUUCAGAUGGAGUUAGAUUGGGAGCGACGUUGUGAGGAGGAGCGUUCUGAACAUUAUCUUAAGAGUGAGGAUCUUAUCCGAAGCCUGACCCAGUCUAGAGACAAGGUAACUGCUGAGUUAAGAGAGAAGGAACGAGAGUUGCAGGAGGCAGUGGCGUUGCUAAAAAGUGUCACGAUAGAAAGAGAUCAGGCACUGCAUGGUAUCAAAUCAGCACCAACUGGAACUCAGCAUGACAGCAGUAGUUUCCCUUCAGAGGAGAUCAGAAGACUCCAGCAGCAGAACAACAGCCUUAAAGCUGUGGUGGCUGAAAUGAGGAAAGAGAUGGAGAACCUGUGUAAGCAAAUGACAACAGACAAGAGCCAGGCCCCAACCAGGAUCAUAAAUCCAGAACCCAGCACUGCAGAUUACAGUAAGGCUCUGGAGAAAGAGGUCAUGGAGCUCAAGGCCAGGUGUCGUGUUCUUGAGGAGCAGUUGGAGGAGUCCUCCAAGACCGGCAAUAUUUCCAACACUCCUGGCUUUCCUUUCCCUGUUUCUCCUGACAAUGCCUACAUCCAAAACCACAUCAGAUCCCUCAACGAGACCAUAGGUGGGCUGCGAGCAGAGAAAGUGGCCACUGCUGCUGCAUUGAAGAAACAGGACGUGAGACUGGCCCAUUUAGAGUCUGCUGUGGAACAGCUCACUCGACAGUGUCACUCAAAACACAUGGAAAACGAGGGGUUACGUUUGGACCUGGCCAAUCAGAAGAGGGCAGCAGUAGCUGAAGAGGCAAGUCUAAAGCAAAAAUUGGCAACUACUGAGCUGGAGUUACAGGAAGUGAGACAGGAGGCUGAAGAGUAUCAGAAAGGCAGUUUGCUGCACAACCUGGAGACUGUGGCCCUGGGUAACCAGGUAUCAGCACUCAAGGUUGACCUUGCAAGCAGGAGAGAGCCUGUUGUUCUUAACCAGAGUGAGAUAGUGAAGCAGCUCCAGGAGGAGAAUCUGUCCCUGAGACAACAGCUGCUGUUAGGAGGAUCACCCAGAGGGGGCGCUGCGGGUGACGUCGCAACGCUUCGUUCAAAGCUUAAACAGGCUGCACGCUUGAUCUCCGGCCUCAGUCAAGACAAACGACAGCUCAUUGAAAUGGGCAACAGGCUUCGAGCACAGCUGAUAGACGCUGGAGUCAAGGUUCCCCGGGAUGCAAAGAUCAUAACCAAACCAAGCAAUGAUACAGAGCACAGUCUGGUGGAAAAAGACACCUGCCAGUCUGAGCAUGGGGUCCAGUCAAAGAGUCGCUUAUCUACUCUGGAACAGCUACAGUAUCAGUUAACCAAUCAGGAACUACAAUAUGCUCAAAGAGAUCAGAAUAAGGAAAAGCCUAUUGUUGUUCAUACCCGGUCCUCUGACAGCGAGAACUCAGACAAACGCAAAACCACCAACCCAUGGGAUCCACCAGCUAGAGACAAGUUUGUGGAUAUUAAAGAAAAUACACCUCCGCAACAAAACCGGUCUGAAGCGCCUGUACCCGUGCCCGGGUCACUCCAUACGCUGAUGUCGUCUUUGAGCACGGAUGAGUCUCUACAGGAGGUGUGGAAGAUGUUAGAUCGAGGUUUGAGUUCCUCUGCACUUUCUCAGAGUGACAGUGAAGGCAAAGGGAAAGUGGAUACAGAAGUCAAAGUGCAAGAUAAUACCAGUCAGCCUCCUACUGCACUGGUCAAUGUGGAAGGCAAGAAAGCAUCCUUUCAGGAAAGAAAGAAACAAAGUCGAACAUUUGCACCUGUACGAAAGCCACAUCCUGCUGGACAUUCGGGCAAGAUUCGAAAUUACAACAUCAAAGACUGAAAAUAAAAAUUUUGGGGGCCAUCUCGUUUGAAGGAAUAUACUGUUUCUAGUGCUGUAUUUUAUUUGCUUUUUGCAUUAUGCUUUUUGUUACAAUUUGUAAAUGUUUUAUUAAAUUAUUGUAUGAUUUUAUACAACAGAUAUGUGAAUCAGCAGUUAUUUGU